AUGGUACCUGGAGCUCCGGCAGCAAUGCUCCCUGCCUCUGAAGCAGCUAAAAUCUACCAGACUAACUACAUCAGGAACUCUCGUGCUAUUGGAGUCCUGUGGGCCAUUUUCACAAUCUUGUUUGCUAUUGUGAACGUUGUGUGCUUUAUUCAGCCGUACUGGAUAGGUGACGGUAUCGAUACCCCCCAGGCCGGUUACUUUGGCCUUUUCCAUUAUUGCAUUGGAAAUGGAUUGUCCCGGGAUCUGACCUGUAAAGGUAGUUUCACUGAGUUUGGCUCUAUUCCUUCGGGUGCUUUCAAGGCCGCAUCCUUUUUUGUCGGAACGUCCAUGGUUCUUGUGCUGUCCUGUAUUGGCUGUUUUGCACUAUUCUUCUUCUGUAGCACUCUCACCGUUUACAAAAUUUGCGGCUGGAUGCAGCUUGGCUCUGGUGUGUGUCUGGUGCUGGGCUGCAUGAUCUACCCUGAUGGUUGGGAUUCGGAUGAAGUGAGACGGCUGUGUGGAGAGCAAACAGGCAAAUAUACCAUAGGCGCCUGCUCUGUUCGCUGGGCCUACAUCCUAGCCAUCAUGGGCAUUCUGGACGCACUCAUCCUCUCGUUCUUGGCAUUUGUGCUGGGCAACAGGCAGGAUGGGCUGAUGGCUGAAAAACUUCUGGCUGAGAGCAAGGAAGGUGGAACUGCCUAAAAAAAUGUAGUAGGAAGAUCAUCUUUCAUCUUUGCAGAAGAAAAAAGGAUGGAAGGCCUGCAAAUCAAGGAUCCUCCCAUCGUCCAUCAAGUGCCCGUUACCCCUUAAGACAUUGGGCCUCAUUCACUAACCAUUCUUUAAAAGAAAUUUCUUCUUAUAACCCACUUAUGCAGUUUUAUGACAUUCACCAAGGUUUUUUUUAUUUGGGAUUUGUUCUUAGGUAAGUACAGAAUCUACAACACUCAAGAGCAUAAAGGUGCAGUCACCAUGCCAUGAACCUGACGUAGACUUCUUGAGGACCAUCCUGAAGAACAAUUUAAAUAAAAAACUUAUGAAGAUAUUGGUGAAUGAGGCCCAUUGUAUCUACAUAUUUCAGACCUCUAAGAACCCUUAUUCAUCUAUUCAUUUAGCACAAGUCUAUGAUAAUACUGACUGGAGAAAGUUUUGGAGGACCAGGAAAGAAAAGAGGGAAACAUUUUAUUUUUCCUUAUUUGGUGACCAGAGAAAACAUAUAUGUAGGUGAUAACACACACCAAAAUGUACUGAGCUUUUUAACUUUUUCAUUGUGUACAUUAAUAGACAGUGUUCACACAGCCAAAAAUACAUAUUAACAUGCAUUUGUAUUUGAAUGGUUCACUCUGUAUCUACCUGAUGGCCUCUUAACCUAGAUACCCAGUCAAACACUGUGACAUUAUAAGGUAAUUCAUAAGAUUAAGUAUAAAAAGAAUUACAACAAUGCACAGGUUUUUCUUUUCGUUUAGUGUAGUACUGUUUUACUAAAUGUUUUGUAUUAUGGUAUAAACAAACCUUAGUAGUAAUCACUUGGAUUCAAACGUUUGACAAUCCUUAUUUUUAAAAAAUCAUUUGCCUACACUCUCAAAAGUGAUGGUUCUUCAAGGGUUGUUUAGUAAAGAAAAUGGU
This is a messenger RNA of Colossoma macropomum (tambaqui), 1602 nucleotides long. Its product is annotated as LHFPL tetraspan subfamily member 3 protein-like. NCBI's taxonomy places the organism in Eukaryota, Metazoa, Chordata, Actinopteri, Characiformes, Serrasalmidae. Gene Ontology annotation, cellular component: plasma membrane. The record is from RefSeq and is a predicted model, not a curated record. The transcript has 4 exons. The coding region runs from base 1 to 681 and encodes 226 amino acids. Gene Ontology annotation, biological process: sensory perception of sound.